AACUAUGACUCUCCAAUUUCCCUUAAACUAAUUAACUCAAUAACAAAUCAUCAUAAACAAAAAAAAAAUCAUGGGAAGUUUAAAGGGUAUAUUGUUGGUGGCACUUAUAGUGUGCUACUCCAUGCAAGUUGUGGUAAGUCAAUAUGAUCAUGAAGAAGAGAGGAGGGCUAAGGAGGAAGAUUGGAAAAGGAGGGAGAAGACGGCGGAGGAAGAGCGGCGACACCGGCAUCGGAGUUGGGAUGAGGAUGAGGAUGAGGAUGAGGAAGGGGGGAGGGAGCCGAGGCCGAAGCCGAGGCCGGAGCCGUAUGGACCGGGAGGGGGAGGGAAGGGAGAGAUGUUUUUGUUAAAGGAUUCAAAGAAGGUGGUGAGUACACAAGCAGGGGAAAUGAGGGUGGUUAAAGGGUAUGGAGGGAAAAUUGUGGAGAGUCCACUUCAUAUUGGUUUUAUUACUAUGGAACCCCGUUCACUUUUUGUUCCUCAGUACUUGGAUUCUUCCUUGAUUCUUUACAUACGUAGAGGUGAAGCAAAACUUGGAUUCAUCUAUGAUGAUAAGCUAUCGGAAAGGAAACUAAAGAAUGGAGAUGUCUACAGAAUACCAGCUGGUUCGACUUUCUAUAUUGUUAACACUGGAGAGACUGAAAGGCUUACUAUCAUUUGUAGCAUUGAUCCCUCGGAAGGCUUGGGCUUCGGUACCUUCCAGUCUUUCUUCAUCGGAGGAGGAAGAGAUCCUGUUUCGGUGUUGGCUGGAUUUGAUCCUCGAACUCUUUCCACUGCGUUCAAUGUCUCCAUAGGACAGUUAAGGGAAUUCAUGACAGGUCAAGAUGCAGGACCAAUCGUAUAUGCCGAUACAACCCAUGCUCCUAGUUUGUGGGCGAAUUUCCUCAAACUAAAGGGAGAAGAGAGACUAGAACGUCUAAAGAUGGUGGCACCGAAUACAGGUUCUGAUGAGCCUAAAAUAGAACAACCCAAGAGUUCUUGGUGGAACAUUUUUGAUUCUCUACUAGGGACCGAAAACAAGAAAGGGGAAAAGAAGGAUGAUUCGCGAACAGGUUCUAGUCCAGACUCUUACAAUCUUCGUGAUCAAAAACCUAGUUUCAAAAACGACUAUGGCUGGAGUAUUGCUGUUGAUAAGCACGAGUAUAAGCCACUUAAGAAAUCCGGCAUUGGACUCUACUUGGUUAAUUUGGCCGCGGGCUCCAUGAUGGCACCUCAUGUAAACCCCAUGGCAACAGAAUAUGGCGUCGUCCUAUCUGGGGUUGGCACCAUCCAAGUCGUCUUCCCUAAUGGCACAUCAGCAAUGAACGCGGAGGUGAAAGAAGGUGACGUGUUUUGGAUACCAAGGUACUUCCCAUUCUGCCAGAUUGCUUCUCGGUCUGGCUCAUUUGAAUUCUUCGGGUUCACCACCUCUGCCCAUGAAAACCGGCCUCAGUUCUUAGUUGGCGCUUCUUCAAUCUUAAGAAGCAUGCGCGGCCCAGAAUUUGCUACUGCUUUUGGUUUGACAGAAGACAGGUUCUAUGAUAUAAUAGAUGCUCAGAGGGAGGCUGUCAUCCUCCCUUCACCAUCUGCUGCUGCACCCGGUGACAGGCCAGAUUCGAAGGGAAAGGAAACAAAACCCGAUGAGAGGUCAGAGUCCGAGGGAGAGGAGAAGAAGGCGGACGAGUCCAAGGGAGAGGAGAAGAAAGUGGGGAUUGAGAAGGUGCCAAAGUACAUGAGAAGCCUAGGCACUGAAAUGAUCAUGGGUUUUGAGUAAUUUGUAGUAAUGCUUCUUGUAUCAGAGUAAAUUUAUAAUUUGUGUCUAAUUUGUAGUUUUUGGCAUGUCAGUAAAUUUUGUGUUUCUUCACAGAUUUACCUUUUGUUUAUGAGUUGUAAAAUAAAAAUGCAGAUGAUUUUACUUUUGGUUUUUCUGUAA
This is a messenger RNA of Chenopodium quinoa (quinoa), 1909 nucleotides long. RefSeq names its product vicilin-like seed storage protein At2g28490. The transcript is spliced from 5 exons. NCBI's taxonomy places the organism in Eukaryota, Viridiplantae, Streptophyta, Magnoliopsida, Caryophyllales, Amaranthaceae. The coding region runs from base 71 to 1750 and encodes 559 amino acids. The record is from RefSeq and is a predicted model, not a curated record.